Molecule: messenger RNA, 1429 nt
Organism: Paramecium pentaurelia
Lineage: Eukaryota; Ciliophora; Oligohymenophorea; Peniculida; Parameciidae
Source: the annotation of a GenBank genome assembly
AUGAAAAUAUUAAUACCUAAGACAGAAAAAAGCAUAUGUAUUUUAUUAUAUUUAUUUUAGAUUUUAAAUAUUAUUAAUAAUCUGAAGAAUGUAAGAAUAAACCAGAAAAAUUGAGAGGUCUUUUAAAAUAAUUAAACAAUGAAGUUGGAACUUAUUUAUCAAAAAAAAAACCAAAUAAAAGUAUAUUUUAAAAUAAUAUAGAACAAUUAUAGUUUCCUAAUAUGGAUGUCUUAUAAUAAGAAUAAAUAAAUAAUAUUGAGAUUAUGAAAAGAUUAAAAUAUUAAUUCAAUCAACAAUAGAAAAGAUUAACUAUAUUAGAAUAAAAAAAUAUGAGAAUAGAUUUAGUAUAUAAAAUAUCUUAAUGUGAACAAAAUAUAAAAAUGCUUUAAUAAUAAAUUGAAACUUAAAAGAAAAUCACUUAAAAAUAAGAAAAGGAAAUUACUUAAAUUGAAGAAUAAGAUGGUGUUUCUAAUCUUUAAAAUGAAAUGUAAUAUAUAAUAAAUUUAUUUAGCAACAAAGCCAAUAAAUAGAAAAAUCAAUUCAAGAAUAUCAAUUAAAAAAUUACUUGUUGAUCUAAUUAAUUGAAAAUUAAUAAAAAAAAUCAUAAAAGCAUUCAGAAUAUUAAUCCUAAGUAAGAGAUAAAGUCAUUCUUAAAGAAUAAUAAUGUGCUAUUAUUUUAGAAUAGGAUUUUUUAUUAGAAUAAUAAUACUAAAAAGCUUAGUUAAAAUUAUUAAAAUAUGAAAGAAAUAAAUAAAUUCUUGAGGAGAAAUAUUAAGUUGAUUUAAAAUUACUCAAAUAGGAUAUUCAACGCAAAUCAAAAUAAUUAAUGGAGCUUGAAAAUUUUAUUAUUAAAAUUCAUUUGGAAAUUAUUUAAAUUAACGAAACUUGUUUAAGAUUGAAAGAAUUUUAAAUGAAAAGAUCAUCAACAAUAAGAUAAAGAAUUAAAUAAUCAUAAUAGUAUAAUCAGUAAUCAUUAUAAGGUUAGGAUUAUUAUUAAUCAGAUAAUAAGUUAUAAAUUGUAUCUAACAGCUUUUAUAAUACUAAAUAAAUUGAUAAUUCUAAUGUUUAAGCAGAUAUUCAAAAAAUAAAUAAACAAUAAUUUUCACCAAUAUUGGAUGAAUUUAAUCAUUAAAAAUAAGAGUAAAAUAUAAUAAAUAAUGAUAUCGUCAAUGAAGAUACAUUAAAGUUAUAGAUUGGAACCCUGGAUGAAGAAAAAUAUAGUUAUACAGAAAUUUAAAACAAAGAAAUUGUUGAAAAAUAGUAAGAAUCUCAAAAACUAGAAUAACAAAUAUACUCUGAAUAAAUGGUAUUAAUUUUUUAACAUUUCACCGCAUCCCCUUCUAUUUUUUUUUUAAUUUUCUUAUAUAAUUUGUGUUAGUUUUUUUAAACAACUUAUUUAUUGAUUAAUAAAGUCUCUUUAAUUAAAUGA